This is a messenger RNA of Rodentolepis nana, 429 nucleotides long. Lineage: Eukaryota; Metazoa; Platyhelminthes; Cestoda; Cyclophyllidea; Hymenolepididae. The record is from the annotation of a GenBank genome assembly.
AUGAAAGAACAGAACGUGCACUUCCGACACAUUUUAUUGUAUUACUUCCGAAAAGGCAAGAACGCAUCGCAAGCACAAAAGAAGUUAUGUGCCGUAUAUGAAGAUGAAGCCUUAAAAGAAAGGCAGUUUCGAAAUUGGUUUGAAAGAUUUCGUUCCGGNACAAAAGAGAAACACUGGACAGUGGCACUCUCCGACAUACCCGACUGGCCAAGAAUCGAAGCCGUUGCUGAGUUCAGACUACGUACCGGACACGAUUGCUUGGCAAAACACCUUCACAGAUUUGGAGUAUAUACUCAACCCACAUGCCCUCUAUGUAACCUACAGGAGGCAAUGGAGAAGGCCCACCUGAUUCGGUGUCCAGCCCUAAAGACUAGGACGGAAAGCCAAAGAUACUGGGAAGCAAGAAGACAGUUAAUGAAUUGCUAUUAA